AUGGCUCCUGUUCGUCGACCCGUAUCCGGGAGCGUGCGACCUCCGAAGUCCAUCUUGAAAAAGACGUCCAAGGCUAGUGAAGCAAGUGCCACACCAAAGUCUGAACUGCUCUUCCCGUCCUCGAAGAAAGACAAGCGUCGAAUUAAACAUGCCGAGCUCAUGAACAAAGUUGCGAAAUCGUCUGCCAAAACUCCCAAACGAAGGCGGCCAAACAAGAAACUUGUCGCAACCCUUGAUUCCUUAGCAGCUGCUCUUCCGGAUGACGAUACACGGGACAAUAGUGUUGCACAUGGGACAGGUGCAUCUGCAGGCGACAGGCCUCAAGACCAGGUCAAUAUCAUCAGGCGAAAGAGUAUAAAGUCUCGGCCAGGCGCACUGAAAAGGAGGGAGAAACUCGAUAAAGGUGAACGAGAUCGAUUUGCGAAGAACAUGGCGCAACUUGCGGCACCAAGGCCAGCAACUGGAGGCGCAGCAAAUCCAUCUGGUAACGCUGCUGGUGGUGUCGGAGGUACCACUGCUUCCAUUCCGUCGACAAGUGAGAGGUGGGCUGCCCUGCGAGGGUUCAUCUCCCAGACUUUGGAGACGAAGCCUGAGUUGAAGAGCGCGACUUGA
Messenger RNA from Fonsecaea pedrosoi CBS 271.37, 612 nucleotides. RefSeq lists its product as uncharacterized. The record is from RefSeq and is a predicted model, not a curated record. Bases 1 to 612 code for a protein of 203 amino acids. NCBI's taxonomy places the organism in Eukaryota, Fungi, Ascomycota, Eurotiomycetes, Chaetothyriales, Herpotrichiellaceae. Gene Ontology annotation, cellular component: 90S preribosome; preribosome, small subunit precursor; nucleolus. The transcript has 2 exons. Gene Ontology annotation, biological process: maturation of SSU-rRNA from tricistronic rRNA transcript (SSU-rRNA, 5.8S rRNA, LSU-rRNA).